AAACCAUAGGCCUUCCAUAUCCGAAGAAGAAAAGCUCCUGUUUCAAGCGUGGUGUGGUGACGUGCGUCAGCGUCUCCAGCACUCAGGAAGCAGAGCCAGGAGGCGAGGCUAGGCAGUUUAAGGCCAUCUCCAGCGCACAGCUACACAGGAAACUGGGCCAGCCUGGGCUAAAGACCUGGUCUUGUGGGUCGGUCUAAGUGUCUUAUUUUGGGCUAUUGUGAAUUAGGUAAGCCACAGCGUGUAAUGCCUGUGUUGUUUGGACAGCUAGUCAGUCUAGCAAGCCCUUGUGGUCUGCUUCAGACUUGCUGGGCUCGUUUGUUUGGGGGCUCUGUUUUGUUUGUUUUCUGAGGUGCUGGGGACUGAACCCCUGGAUCUACGCGCACACUCUCAGUUCCACCUGCAGACCCGCCCGAAGACUACCAUGGGCGGUUCAGGAAUGAAAUGCUGUGAAAAGCCAUUUGCCAGACCUGAGUCUCGGCUCCACAGCCCUGGUUCCUAACGUGCGUUGCGGACAUGCCCAUGUGCAAGGCGGCUGUGAAUGCAGGCACUGCUGCCGUGAGCUGGGAAAGCGUGGGGCGAGCCUCAGCGCGGCCACGGAAAGAGGCCCUGUAUACCAGAGCAUGGGAAGGUCCCGAUUUGCCAGAUCCUAACCAACACUAUGAACCUGUGUUCUUGGGUUCUGUGACUGUAGACGGAUGGAGGAGACAGGAGUCACAUCAGGACCAAAGACAAGACAUCUGUUUCCCUCUGGGAAUGAACAUGCUGGUUGCUUCCUAAGCACUGUGCCUUUGGGAACAGUGUCUUCUUGGAAGAGUCCAGUUCCCACUGUGCAUUUUCAUCGUCUAGGCAUUUCACUAACUUUAUCCUUUGCUGUACAAAGCAGGUCAUUGCUACACCAUGUGAUGACAGGUAUUCAGUGAAGCGAAGCCAGUGGCUUAGGCCACAUAGCACCAUGUUGAAUAAAGACUCAGCUCUGUUUCUAGAACUACAGCCAGUUCAUUAUACCACAACACCGCACAAACGCAUCUCUUGGGGUCCCAAAGUUUGAUUAAAUAGUUGAAGAUGUCAUUCAAAGACAACCUGGAAAUUUUGAAGCCGGGUUACCUUAUGUUGGGGGAAAAGCUAUUUACGAGAAAGUGAUCUCUAAUUAAUUUUGGAAAAUUUCAAAAUAUAGUUAACUGAGACGAGCGUAGAGGUACUCCCUGUUAUCCCAGGGCUUGGGGGGCAAAGGCAGGAGGAUCGAGUGUGCAAGGCUGUUCUGAGGUUCCUUUUCUCAUGUUUGUUGGGUCCCCCCGCCCUCUAAAAGGAAAAUGAACCUAACUAUCGGAGAGAAAGGAAGGGGGCAGUGUGAGCCACAGAAGGUAGCCAACCCCUGCGGUUGGCAGGUACUCCCAGAAGGCCAUGCUUCCGCUGUUGCCAGGCGACGAGGCCAAACAGUACAGGAUCAUGUCCUCUAACUACAGUGCCAACCAGUAUGAAAACGCUUUCUCACCCAAGUACCUGCAGAAUUGGUCUCCUAGCAAGCCAACAAAACAGAAAAUCACUACCCAUGAAGGCUACACUCAGAUAAUUGCCAACGAUCGAGGUCAUCUCUUACCUUCAGUGCCCCGUUCCAAGGCAAGUCCUUGGGGUACCUUCAUGAGCACCUGGGAAAUGCCCCUGAAGAUACCACCUUCUCGGGUGAACUUGACCGCCCGUACAACGGCUGCUGCCACCGCCCUCACCAACUGGAUACACAAGGAUCCUGAUCUGCUCAAUGCCUGCAAUGGGCUGUAUCCUGAAAUCCUAGGCAAGCCCCAUGACCCCAGCAGUCAGAAGACAAAGAAGAAGUCGGUCACAAAGACUGUACAACAAGCACCAAGUCCAACCAUAAUUCCCAGCUCCCCGGUUAUCCAUGGCGACGAUUCAAAUGAACCUCCAAGUCCCCACCCCUCUGCAGGUCACACUCCAGGUCCCCAAACUCCAAACAAUUCUCCCAGGACCCCCCCUGAAAUCCCUGAAGCCAGCAAGCCCCGCGAAGUAAACACUUGUGAAAAGUUCCAUGCAGCUUUGUCAGACAAAGCUGCAACCCUGCAGGGCCAGAGGCCAGGCUGUGAUGACAUUUUGGGGACUGACUGAAAGAAGUAAGGCCCUGUAUUCAGGAAUGUGGUACAGACAAAUGUUGGGCCAGGAGUAAGUGCAAAUUUGGGCAAAUAAACAUUGUUUGUUGAAUCUUA
Meriones unguiculatus (Mongolian gerbil) is the source of this 2216-nucleotide messenger RNA. It is a transcript of the gene Cfap126, whose product is annotated as cilia and flagella associated protein 126. Gene Ontology annotation, cellular component: ciliary basal body. Lineage: Eukaryota; Metazoa; Chordata; Mammalia; Rodentia; Muridae. Bases 1402 to 2118 code for a protein of 238 amino acids. The transcript has 6 exons. Gene Ontology annotation, biological process: cilium organization. The record is from RefSeq and is a predicted model, not a curated record.